GCGCGGCUGCCGCCCCUGCAGCCGCGGCCGCCACAGCCGCCGGGAGCUCGAUGGGCUUCUGCGCGCCGUCCGGUAUCUGGCUGAGUCGGGCGAGCCGUGGCGCCUCGUGCCGGGGAGCCAUUGCCGCAGCCCGAAGCCAGGUCCCGAGUGAGGGACUGCAGGAAGAGGCGACGGCGUCGGCCGCGGGAGCCCCCCCGGGGGUCUGGGACUGGCGAACCGCCUCCGGCUUCACGAUGCCAGUAUGGACAGAAUAGCUUAUGAUGCUUAUCCACACCCACCACUUUCGAGACAUUGAGCGCAAGCCGGAAUACCUCCAGCCGGAGAAGUGUGUCCCACCUCCCUACCCUGGUCCUGUGGGAACCAUGUGGUUUAUCCGCGACAGCUGUGGCAUCGCCUGUGCCAUCGUCACCUGGUUUCUGGUCCUCUAUGCAGAGUUUGUGGUCCUCUUUGUCAUGCUGAUUCCAUCCAGAGACUAUGUAUACAGCAUCAUCAACGGAAUUGUAUUCAACCUGUUGGCCUUCUUGGCCCUGGCCUCCCACUGCCGGGCCAUGCUGACGGACCCCGGGGCAGUGCCCAAAGGAAAUGCCACUAAAGAAUUUAUCGAGAGUUUACAGUUGAAGCCUGGGCAGGUGGUAUACAAGUGUCCCAAAUGCUGCAGCAUCAAGCCCGACAGAGCCCACCACUGCAGUGUUUGUAAGCGGUGCAUUCGCAAGAUGGACCACCACUGCCCUUGGGUCAAUAAUUGUGUCGGCGAGAACAACCAGAAGUACUUCGUCCUGUUUACAAUGUACAUAGCUCUCAUUUCCUUGCACGCCCUCAUCAUGGUGGGAUUCCACUUCCUGCAUUGCUUUGAAGAAGAUUGGACAAAGUGCAGCUCCUUCUCACCGCCCACCACAGUGAUCCUCCUCAUCCUGCUGUGCUUUGAGGCGCUGCUCUUCCUCAUUUUCACAUCAGUGAUGUUUGGGACCCAAGUGCACUCCAUCUGCACGGAUGAGACGGGCAUCGAGCGCCUCAAACGAAAGAAUCAGCCCAGGGAGCACAGGGCCAACUGGAGGUCGGUGAAAGACACCUGUGGUGGGGACUUCUCCCUGAACUGGUUCAACCCCUUCUCCAGACCAUGGCAGCCAGAGAUGCCCAGUGACAAGGACUUGGUGCGGCAGGUAUCAUCACUGUCAGAUGUAGAGAGCACCCAAACGACAGAGGAGCAUUCAGAAGAGAUAAAGGACGAGGACUCUAUUGAGGUGCUAGAUGAAUAGGUGUUGUGGGAGACAACCAAACACUUAAAGUGGCUACUAAACCGUGUUCGGGGGUUUUGGUUAAUGUCCUCCCCAGAACCUCCUGACACUUCUCCCAGGCUACUUGCCUGGUCUUACCAUCCCAGUGACCCCCCUCCUUCCUCUCUCGAUGUUGGGAUAGACAGGGGACAGUGAAGAAGGUAGGGACUUCUCUGAGUUCGCCUAGGCAGAAUGCCCAGAGAGGGGUGUCAGGUCUCAUUCUCCAAUCUGGGGGGCUUUCACAGCUACUGCCCUCAAAGAAAGCUCCAAACAGGGCAGCCCAAGAACUCAUUUCUGGCUUUCAUGGGGAUGCUGUCAUCUUUUGGGAAGGUUGGGGCCCUGGCUCCUGGCUAGUGAUGGAAGGGCAGGACAGGGCUGGCUUUGGGGACCUGAGGUGGAGUACUGAUGUCAGGAGAACCUACCUACAGCUGCUCUCUGGAAGGAUUUUCCCCACUCCCUGCCUAAAUUAAGAGAAAGGUGUGGCUGUCACAUCUGCUCUCAAGACCUCAGGCUUGAGGGCUGGGGAUAUAGCUCAGUUGGUAGAAUGCUUGCCUCACAUGCACAAGGCCCUGGGUUCAAUCCCCAUCACCACCAAAAAAAAAAAAAAAAAAAAAAAGACCUCAGGCUUGGCUUGAAAGACAACCCUGCAUGCACAUGCAUGCAUGUGCAGGAACUGCCCCAGGAUGGAAGUAAGCCUGGGUUUUGACAUUAGCAUCAAAACUUAGUUCUGUUCCAUAGACAAUAGAAUGUUCCUCCAAAUAGCUUGGAGCUGCCCUGCCUCGUGUCUCCUCCAUUCACAGGAGAGACAUGGGAAGGACCUGUCAUUUAACUUUCCCUCCUGGGGGGAGCCUAAUACCAAAACACUCAUGGGCAGAAAUGACCAGAAAUUCUACCUGUGUUUUGGGCCAGUUCUCCCAAGGUGGUACCUAUCCUGACUCUCAGACAGAAUGAUAGUGGCCCGGGCCUGCAGACUGAUGAUGAACCUAGGAGACAGACACCCCCACCCACUACGUUCUGCCAGGAUGAACCUGGAUGUAGUGAGCCCCCAUGAAGCCUGGGGCAUCUGGCCAUUAGUGAAGGUCUGAGCAGGCCCUCUGCUGAGAAGCCCCAUUGUAGUGGUUUCUGAAGCAACAGCUACUGCAAAGUCUAACUCAAGGGUCCCUAUCCCCAUCAGAUAUGAAAAACACCCUGCUCUCCAACUCCUAGCUUGGCCUUUGUUCCUACCCAUUUCCCUGGUAUAGUCUGGCCCCAAGAUGGGGGGAGAUGAGGCAGAACGUGCCCUUGUAAGGUCUCCAUGUCAGGGCCCCCCUCCUAGCUAUAGGUGAAAGGGCAUGAGUCCCAGCCCAAAGGGACCUGUGGCCCCAGAUGAGUGGGGAAGAAAGUCACUAUUUGGAGAUACAGCCUCAGGACACUGAGAAAGGAAGGCUAGCCAAGAAUGGUCUUGUUCUUGGACAGCAUCCUUGGGUGAUCCCUAGAGGGAGGGGAUCCAUCAGAGAAUCCUCUGUCUACACCUAAUGCCCCACCAGGCUCUGCAGUGAAUUGCCCAGAGGGGCCGGUUCACAAAGCCCCCUCUAUCCUAACCCUCACUCACAGCUCUCCAGCUAUAUUCCAUGAGUGAGUGACAGUCGGACUCUAGUGUAGAAGGACCCGGAAGGUGUUGGCCUUCCACAGCCAGGCUGAAGGCCUGUUUUCUUGGUCCAGGUCAGCUUUCACAUUGAUUAAUGCCAAUGCACCAGUGACACAGUGGCUUUUUUCCACGGUGGCUACUGACACGUAACGUUCUGCUUAGCCCCAAACUGAAAGCACUACACCUGACAUCCAAGCGAGACACGGUUUUUCAGGGAGGGAGCCGGGGUGCAAACCUUCACCUCUUUGAAUAAAAAGCUCUGUGCUCGA
Messenger RNA from Marmota monax (woodchuck), 3170 nucleotides. It is a transcript of the gene Zdhhc3, whose product is annotated as zinc finger DHHC-type palmitoyltransferase 3. Gene Ontology annotation, biological process: protein targeting to membrane; peptidyl-L-cysteine S-palmitoylation. The coding region runs from base 258 to 1256 and encodes 332 amino acids. Gene Ontology annotation, cellular component: Golgi apparatus; endoplasmic reticulum. NCBI's taxonomy places the organism in Eukaryota, Metazoa, Chordata, Mammalia, Rodentia, Sciuridae. The transcript is spliced from 7 exons. The record is from RefSeq and is a predicted model, not a curated record. Gene Ontology annotation, molecular function: protein-cysteine S-palmitoyltransferase activity.